Messenger RNA from Arctia plantaginis, 216 nucleotides. The record is from the annotation of a GenBank genome assembly. Lineage: Eukaryota; Metazoa; Arthropoda; Insecta; Lepidoptera; Erebidae.
AUGACGUCCUUCCCGGAACAUUUCAAUGAUACUGUGGUGAAGGCGUACGAGGAAGGAUUUCCUCUUCUGAUGCCGAGAUGGGGAUACGUGGCUUCGGCAUUUGUACUGUUCUUGAUCGGGUUCUUUGGCUUCUUCCUGAACUUGAUGGUCAUACUGCUGAUGUUUAAAGAUCGACAGGUUAGUUUAUAUCUCAAUCUGAUGUUUAUAUCUCAGUAG